Eufriesea mexicana is the source of this 2091-nucleotide messenger RNA. It is a transcript of the gene Pfrx, whose product is annotated as 6-phosphofructo-2-kinase/fructose-2,6-biphosphatase. Lineage: Eukaryota; Metazoa; Arthropoda; Insecta; Hymenoptera; Apidae. Gene Ontology annotation, molecular function: ATP binding; fructose-2,6-bisphosphate 2-phosphatase activity; 6-phosphofructo-2-kinase activity. Bases 433 to 1833 code for a protein of 466 amino acids. Gene Ontology annotation, biological process: fructose metabolic process; fructose 2,6-bisphosphate metabolic process. The record is from RefSeq and is a predicted model, not a curated record. The transcript is spliced from 8 exons. Gene Ontology annotation, cellular component: cytosol.
UUUUCUUCAAAAAAUAUGGCUUACUUACAAAAUAAAAAUCUCAUAUUCUUUAAGAAAAUCAAGUAUCGUUUAAUACUUGUUUUAUAAAAGAAAACGGAGCCAUAUAAUGAGAGUUACUGGUGAAAAGAUUUCCCCGCACCACAUCCGUACGUAAUAAUAAUCGCUGUAAGAUUCAAGGGAUGUGCGUUGCGCGGCGCGUAUUAAAAUUCGGACUUUCCCGACAGACGGUAGUUGUAGGAUGGAGCUGCAGUGACAGUGAGAUUAACGCAACAAAUUUCUUUAUGCGUUUAAUAAGUAACACAUACAUAGUGUGCAUUAGCUGGUGAAACUGAGAUUCUAGUGUUCUUUUUCUUAAUAAACGCCGAACAGUGAAGCAAGCGUACAGGGUCCACAGUUCUAAUUGAGAAGGAAGAAUUUACAUGGUGUCAAAAGAUGACUGAUCCGAAAAUUGAGAUGCAUUAUACACCACCAAGCUCGGACACCAUUCAAACAAAACCUUUCCCUAUUCGUGGUGAACGAGCCAAUUUUGUAAACAAGCCACAUGUGAUCGCUAUGGUAGGUUUACCGGCCCGUGGUAAGACUUAUAUUUCGAAAAAACUUUGCCGAUACCUUAACUGGAUCGGUAUAAGUACAAAGGUAUUCAAUUUGGGGGAGUACAGGCGGCAUGCAACGACUGCUUAUCAAUGCCACGAGUUUUUCCGUCCGGAUAAUAUUAAAGCAAUGGCAAUACGUACUCAGUGUGCGAUGGACGCCCUCAAGGACGUUUGUCAGUGGUUGGAAUGUGGAGAUGGUGAGGUAGCUGUAUUUGAUGCCACCAAUUCAACUAUUGAGAGACGCCAGUUGAUCAGGGACAUCGUAGUCGAGAAAAUGGGCUUCAAUCUCUUCUUCGUUGAAUCCGUUUGCAACGACCCAGAGAUUGUUGAACAAAAUAUUAUGGAAGUGAAAGUGAGUAGUCCUGAUUAUGCAAAUAUGAAUAAAGAGGAAGUAUUAGCUGACUUCAUGCUACGAAUUGAACAUUAUCAAGAAAAAUAUCAGCCACUGGAUGAGAAUCAGGAAAGCGAUCUUUCCUUUAUGAAAAUUUACAAUACUGGCGAGAAAGUGCUUGUUCAUAAACAUGAGGGUCAUAUACAAAGUAGGAUAGUCUAUUACCUUAUGAACAUUCAUAUAGUGCCACGUACGAUCUAUUUAACUAGGCAUGGUGAGAGUGUGAUGAAUCUCGAGGCUAAGAUAGGUGGAGACUCGGAGUUGAGUGAGAGAGGUUGGGAAUAUGCUAAAGCAUUGGCUAGUUAUAUUACUAGUCAGGAUAUUCAGGGAUUGCGAGUGUGGACUAGUUGGCUGAAGAGGACCAUUCAAACAGCGAACGAUGUGAAUGCGCCUCAAGAAAGAUGGAAAGCGCUAAACGAGAUUGAUGCGGGUAUUUGUGAAGAAAUGACUUAUGAAGAAAUUGCAGAGAAGUAUCCAACAGACUUUGCUGCAAGGGAUCAAAAUAAAUUUUCAUAUCGUUAUCCAAGAGGAGAAAGUUACGAAGAUUUAGUUGCGCGGUUGGAGCCAGUAAUAAUGGAACUAGAACGACAGGGUAAUGUUCUAGUUGUUAGCCAUCAAGCGGUUUUGCGAUGUUUACUUGCUUACUUCUUGGACAAAAACGCGGAUGAGUUACCAUACCUACAAGUGCCACUACAUACUAUUAUUAAAUUAACACCUGUUGCCUAUGGUUGUAAAGUGGAACAUAUUCGAUUACCGAUUGAUGCAGUGGACACACAUCGACCAAAACCAAAGAUCUCGGGGUAUCUAGAGGAACGAUUCCGAAGAAAAGGAAAAUUGCCUCGCACGUGAUAACAACGACAUUGUAGCUUAAUAAAGCUAAUUCUAAUCGUCAUUAUGAGGUGCUGAAGACACGCAUUCUUUUGGCAGCUGGCUGCCUUUGCACGUCCGAUGCAACGCGCAUCCAUUUAACAUCCUACUUUAAAAAAUUUAGACAAAAUAUAUCUAACAGUAUCCGACGUUGUUUCUACACAAAUUAUAUGAUCAAAGGAUCCCUUUUUGUUUGAUUUUCUAACAGUAUGUGCUGUAUUCUAAUAUAUCGUUAUAGUA